GCGGAGCCAGAGAGUCGAAAGCACGCUCGUGGUGCGAAGCUCUCUCGGUUUCUCUUCAUCUACGCGGGUAGGUGUACGCGGUAGGUGUACGCACUAGGUGUUAGGAGCUAUGCUCCCUCGCGAUCAUUUCACACGUUUCUCAUCUCCAUGCUGACAUAUCCCAGAACAACCCCUUGAAAACCUAUCUUCCUUCCGUUCGUCCUUCUCUCCUUUCGAGUGCUCUACGUCGGCUACGAGAGUGCUUCGUAAAUCGAGACACCUUCUAGUUAUUCGUGUUUCAACGACAAACACUUUUAUUUUUUUUCUUUUCAGAAGAAAGGUCUUAUACCUAGCGCGUUUCGUUGUUUCUUCGGAAUAUCGAGGAAUAUAUUAUAGUUUUUUUGUUUUUUGUUUUGUUGGUGACACCACGUUUUGCUCGUAACGUUGAAAGAAUCGUUGUGAAAGUUCGUGAAUGACGGUUAAUAAGGCGAACGUAUCGCGGGAUAUCUGAGAGGAAUAAGAGGAAUUUUUGGAAAGUGGAAUGACGUAAUAGGAAGAGGAGGCAAAAUGCGAGCAAAACAUUGACGAGGAUCCUCGAUGUCGAAGGCGCUCGACUCGUGCCGGUCAGGGAUGCCGCCAUUGAUGCAGCCAUUGAUGCAGCCAUUGAUGCAGCCAUUGAUGAUGCAUCGAUGCUGACUUAUUCGACGUGUACGGUGCUCCAACGGAUUAUUCGACACGGAUGACAGUCGUCGGACGUUCGCGUAGUAACCGUGAUACUGUCAAUCCUUUUGUCUGAGACAAACAGGAGAAUUAGACCUACGAAAAAUAGAAUAUAUAUAGAGAGAGAGAGAGAGAAAGAGAGAGAAAGAAAGAAAGAAAAGUGGCGGCGGGUGGACUACUGCGAAGGGUGACAAUUUAGCAGUGAUGCCGUGAUGGGCUGCAGCUCGAGAUCAUUCGUUUUGACCACGCUCCUCGUGGGUGGAUUACUUCUGGUCCUGUUCUUGACCGAGAUAUCUGGUGCAACGCGUCUUAGACAACGCGCGGGCACCACGGAUUCUCCAAGAACCGGAUCUGGAAACGGUGCGAUCGUUUACGCGUUUCGCGGGGGAAGGCAGGAGGGUGGUAGACGAGCACGAAGAACUACGACGUCGACGACAACGACGACGAGUACAACGAAGAGUACGACGACUUCAUCGUCGACUUUGAUAUCCUUUGGCGAGAACGUCGUCCAACCCGCUGCACUUUUGGCUCCGGAAGAAGAGGCAUGGUCCGUUAGUUCCUCGACGACGAACAAUCCUUCGUUUUCUUUUUCUUCGAGCGGCGUGUCGACGUUGGACGAGAGUCCCAUAUCGACGAGACCACCCUUAGAACUCGUCGUAAAACCACAUACCAAGGUUAUCUUGCCUUGCGAGCUCGAAGGGAAUUAUUCUAGGCUCCUUUUGUCGGGAUCAAGAAGUUACAGAAUACAUGGGAAUCCAGCUGCGUGGCUUCACGAAGGAAAUCCGGUGGACAUGCUUACGAUAGACACGAGAACGGAAAUGAGCGGAACUGGACACAGAUACAUCAGUGAUUCUACUACAGACGCUUUACACAUAGAUAACGUCAGAUUGGAGGAUGAUGGAACGUGGGGAUGCACGUUCGAGUACGAUCGAGGAAAGUUCCUUUCUGGGAGACCGGUCAAGCUUGUCGUUCUCGAAGCACCUCGGGGGACGUACCUGCUAAUAGAUGGGCGCAGACUCGAUCCAGGAAACCAGUUCGUGCCUGUUAAGGAAGGCUCCGAACUGACGCUGGAAUGCGCCGCCGAGGGUGGAAACCCGCCACCGGUUUUGGCAUGGGGCAUGAUGCUAUCCCAAGCCACUUUGGAUGGUCCCGAACAACCACCGGAUAACCUCACGGUCUUACCUUCGACGUCCGCCAGACACAGCGGAGCUCACCUGAAAGUCUAUAGGGGUCACCACAACGCCACCAUCGUUUGCGUGGCUCGUCACAUCACUCUCACUUUGCCGAUGAACGCUAGCAUAUUGCUAGACGUUCAGUAUACUCCAUCGUUCGCGAUAACGCGUUUACCUGGAUUUGGAAUUCCCAUCGUCGAGGGAAUGUCUGUCAGCCUAAAAUGCGAGGUGGACAGCAAUCCUGUGAGCACCCCGAUAUGGCAGCGAGACAAUGGACUACUUCCCGUCGAGCAGAGCGAUGACGGAUGGUUGAACUUCACAAAAAUCACUCGUGCCGAGAGCGGCUGGUACAAAUGUUAUACUCGGCACAUGCUCGGGAUUUUCACCAGCAUCGGUUAUUUCCUCAACGUUCGCUAUGAUUCAGAUAUCGAGACCGAGGCAGAAGCCCUGAACGGAGAAGCUACCGAUUCGAGGAGGAAGGAGGUGCAGAUCGGCGGAGCGGUGACUCUCGAAUGCGACGGCGGAUGCUGGGGUCACGGACCUGGAAUGGAUCCAGUCGGUGGACCAGGACGUCUUUUCUUGAACCGAGUCGUCUACCAGGAAGCAGGAGAGUACAGAUGCGUUGCGCCCGAUCGAAAAAUGCAGGACACGUGGCGAGCUCAGUUACCCUAUCACAUUAAGGUCACCGGACAUCCCACGGUUUAUCCACCAAAUCAAACUGUGACGGCCAACGAGGGUGAACCCUUGGACGUCAUUGUCCAGUUUUGUGCAGAACCCAGUUACACCCGAGUCUAUUGGAUUUCCGAGCAGCAAGUGUACGUACCUGGUGCUCCCUCUCGGGACGGAAUACAAGCACUUGCCAUCGAGAACGAUAGUAUCGAGACGUGCUAUAGGGCGAUUCUACGCUUCGAAACGAUUCAGUGGUCCCAUGCCGGAGAAUGGUUGCUGUUGGUACGUUCGCCGGAAGGGAUCGCGGACGCUUCCGUUUUGCUCAACGUGACGCGUGCUUCCGGAUACAGCCACGCCCAUUUCCGUUCGAUGGCUCCAGCGACUUUCCUUCUCUGUCUGACCUUGGCCAUUAUACAACAGCAGCAGCAGCAGCAGCAACAUCUACGCUGAACCAUACCGUCUUACGGAUCUUUGGAAAAAGUUUCGAGGGGGAUGAAACUGGUGGUGGUUGUGGAUGAGUGAAAGAGAGAGAGAGAGAGAGAGAGAGAAAGAGGUUCUUCGAUGCCGCCGAGGGGUGCCAAGCAAGGGGAUCAGAAUUUUACUGCCGAACAAAAGGAAGAGAAAAUGUUCGAACUUUCCAAGUAAACUUUGUAAAUAAAUAUACAAGUUCGCGCGAAGAAUCGAAUCGAUCCAAGAUCGAAUAUCGAACCCCGAUCGCAAAGUCUUAAGAAAACUACGACGAUAAUAACGCAUUUUAUCCUACCCUAAUCGACGAAACCCUCGCGAUAAAUAUUACGGACCACCACCAUCGUUUUUCCGAUAAGUAGGCGAAAGGUACCCUGAGGGAAGCACGGUUUUUCUUUCUUCCAAAGGUAUCAAUUAGCGUUUAACAAAACAAUAUAUAUAUAUAUAUAUAUAUAUACACAC
Polistes canadensis is the source of this 3467-nucleotide messenger RNA. It is a transcript of the gene tei, whose product is annotated as roundabout homolog 2. Bases 912 to 2990 code for a protein of 692 amino acids. The transcript has 11 exons. Gene Ontology annotation, molecular function: cell adhesion molecule binding. Gene Ontology annotation, biological process: cell-cell adhesion. NCBI's taxonomy places the organism in Eukaryota, Metazoa, Arthropoda, Insecta, Hymenoptera, Vespidae. Gene Ontology annotation, cellular component: cell-cell junction. The record is from RefSeq and is a predicted model, not a curated record.